Molecule: messenger RNA, 5228 nt
Organism: Lepisosteus oculatus (spotted gar)
Lineage: Eukaryota; Metazoa; Chordata; Actinopteri; Semionotiformes; Lepisosteidae
Source: RefSeq, a predicted model, not a curated record
UGUUUAAAAUGGGCCGCGCUCCGACCCGCGUUCAGAGGAGUCGCGAGGAGCUCGAGGCGAGGAGGUUUACCAGGGAAGACGGACAUCACAAACAUCACACGUCUGCCUUCGGAACAACCGACAAACAAAAGCUAUAGGAGUUCGCCCUGUUAAACAAAUUCAGGAUUUUCUUACAGCUCGCACAUACCAGAUUGGACCUGCCAAACCGGGGUCGCUGUGUGAUAAUACGUUAUCCAGACUUUACGGUGUCAGCUAUAGGAAGAGAUGCUGAACGACUUCUACUAGGCUGCGAACAUGGAGCCAGGAGGGGGCUCCCCCUGCAUCCUGGCACUAGUGGCCUUUCUCGGGGUCCUGGCAAGGGCAGUGGGGCUCAACCCAGAUGACCCCAACGUCUGCAGUCACUGGGAGAGCUAUGCAGUGACUGUGCAGGAGUCUUAUGCCCACCCUUUCGACCAGAUCUACUACACCAGAUGCACUGAUAUUCUUAACUGGUUCAAAUGCACCAGGCACAGAAUCAGCUACAAGACUGCGUACCGGCGGGGUGUGAGGACCAUGUACCGGCGGCGGUCCCAGUGCUGCCCGGGGUACUUCGAGAGCGGGGACUUGUGUGUCCCCCUGUGCACGGAGGAGUGUGCCCACGGACGCUGCGUCUCUCCGGACACCUGCCAGUGUGAGCCGGGCUGGGGAGGCCUGGACUGCUCCAGCGGCUGUGAGAGAGACUACUGGGGGCCGCACUGCAGUAACCGCUGCCAGUGUCAGAAUGGUGCACUGUGCAACCCCAUCACUGGCGCGUGCGUCUGCACCGAUGGCUACCAGGGCUGGCGGUGCGAGGAGCCCUGCCCUCCCGGCUACUAUGGCAAAGCCUGCCAGCUACACUGCCAGUGCCAGAACGGAGCCACCUGUGACCACCAGACAGGGGAGUGCCACUGUGCCCCAGGCUACACCGGCGCCUUCUGCGAGGAGCGCUGCCCGCCCGGCAGUCACGGCGCCCAGUGCGAGCUGCGCUGCCCCUGCCAGAACGGAGGAGUGUGCCACCACGUCUCCGGGGAGUGCUCCUGCCCCGCCGGCUGGACGGGCUCAGUGUGUGCCCAGCCAUGCCAGUUUGGGAAGUUCGGCAUCAACUGCAGCCAGGAUUGCCCUUGUCACAACGGCGGGCUGUGCGAUCAUGUGAGCGGGCAGUGCCAGUGCACAGCUGGGUACACUGGAGAGAGGUGUCAAGAGGAGUGUCCUGUCGGCACCUAUGGUCGACAGUGUGCCCACAAGUGCGACUGCCAGAAUGGUGCCAAGUGCUACCACAUCAACGGGGCCUGCAUGUGUGAGUUGGGGUUCAAGGGAGCGCACUGCCAGCAGAGGAUGUGCCCAGCGGGGCUGUACGGGCUCACCUGCGACAAGUACUGCCCCUGUAACACCUCAAACACGCUCAGCUGCCACCCCCUGUCUGGAGAGUGCACGUGCGCGGCAGGCUGGGCAGGCCUCUACUGUAACGAGGCCUGCCCGCCCGGGUACCACGGCGAAGGCUGUCAGCAGGUGUGCGACUGUGCCAAUGGAGCCGACUGCCAGAGCAUCACCGGCGCCUGCAUCUGCGCGCCAGGCUUCACGGGGGACGACUGCUCCCUGCCCUGCCCCGCUGGAUUCUAUGGCACCAACUGCUCCUCCAUCUGUACCUGCAGGAACCAGGCCGCCUGCUCGCCCAUGGAUGGCUCCUGCACCUGCAGGGAAGGGAGCUAUGCAAAACAGGGCCACUCUCAGGGAUCGGCCUUCUUGACCUUCAGGGGGCAAGGAGGGGGCUGGAGACUAACAUGUUACAUUUCCAGGAGCUGCUCCUCGGAGAUAAACAUGCAGCUCAGAGAGGUGGCCAGCCGGAGGAUCCACUGUGACAACGUGUGUAUCCAGGGCCGAUGGGGGCCCAACUGCUCUGUGUCCUGUAACUGCGACAAUGGGGGCUCAUGCUCACCUGAGGACGGCACCUGCGAGUGUGCACCUGGCUACCGCGGGACAUCCUGCCAGAGAAUCUGCUCCCCUGGCUUCUAUGGGCAGUGGUGCAGCCAGGCGUGCCCGCAGUGUGUUCACAGCACCGGCCCAUGCCACCACAUCACCGGGCACUGCGAGUGUCUCCCUGGCUUCUUCGGCUCUCUCUGUAACCAAGUGUGCGCCAGUGGCCGGUAUGGGAGGAACUGUGCGGAAGUCUGCUCCUGCACCAACAACGGCACGUGCAAUCCCAUCGACGGCUCAUGCCAGUGCUUUCCGGGCUGGAUCGGGGACGACUGCUCUCAGGCCUGCUCCUCAGGGUACUGGGGUCCUGACUGCAUCCACACCUGCAACUGUCACAAUGGAGCCCUGUGCAGCGCCUAUGAUGGGGAAUGCAAAUGCAGCCCUGGCUGGACCGGUCUGUACUGCACUCAGCGGUGCCCCAUGGGAUUUUUUGGUAGGGACUGUGGAGAGGUGUGCAGAUGUCAGAAUGGCGCAGACUGCGACCACAUCACAGGGCAGUGUACCUGCCGCACUGGUUUCAUCGGGACCCACUGUGAGCAGAAGUGCCCGCCUGGCACCUUCGGCUACGGGUGUCAGCAGCUGUGUGAGUGCAUGAACAAUGCCACCUGCGACCACGUGACAGGGACCUGCUACUGCAGCCCCGGCUACAAGGGCAUCCGCUGCGACCAGGCGGCCCUGAUGAUGGAGGAACUGAACCCCUACACUAAGAUCAGCCCAGCGCUGGCGUCGGAGCGGCACUCCGUGGGCGCAGUGGUGGGCAUCAUAGUACUGCUUCUGAUCAUCAUGGCACUGCUCAGCCUGUUCGCCUGGUACCGCCAGAGACAGAAGGAGAAGGGUCACGACAUGCCCAGUGUCUCCUACACGCCAGGCCUCCGCAUGACCAACACGGACUACUCCCUCUCUGACACCUCUCACAGCAGUGGCAGUGGCCACUGUUUCUCCAACCCCAGCUACCACACCCUGGCACAGUGUGGCACGGCCUCCCGCCUCUCCAAUGACCUGGACUCCAGCUCCUCUGCCAAGCUGAAGAACAAGAAGCCAGGGGGAGAGAGUGCUGACUGGAGACCGUACUGCAACCUCAACGAUUUAGGUGCUUAUGGCCUGGACAGACAUCACAACACUUACAUUGUAGAGCAGAGUUUCAAAGACUACAUGAAGGGCUCCGUGUGCAGCUCCAGCACCUGCUCCCUGAACAGCAGCGAGAACCCCUACGCCACCAUCAAGGACCCCCCGGGCCUGGCCUGCAAGCACGAGAGCAGCUAUGUGGAGAUGAAGUCCCCCGCGCACCGCGACCUGCCCUACUGCACCCCCACUGUCCCCACCCCUGCCGCCACCAGGAACGUCUAUGAAGUGGAGCCCACCGUCAGUGUGCUGCAGGGGGCCAGUGGGGUCACCCCCAGUUAUGUCCAGAACCCCUACGACUUGCCCAGGAACAGCCACAUCCCCAGCCACUACGACCUCCUGCCCAUGCGGCACAGCCCCGUGCACACAGCGCCACCUCUGGACGCACAGCCCAGCGAGCAGUCCUAGAGGGCGGCUCAGGGAAUGCCAGCUGUUCUGCCAUCAGACAAUCUCUUCACGUCAGCUGCAGGCAGCGCUGAGUGAGGAAGCAGCAGCUGCCUGCGAAAAGAAAAGACAUAACACUGAAGUAGAACUACAUGGUGCAGAGAGCUGCAGUGCUCUCUCUCUCUCUCUCUCUCUGCGGCUGCAUGAUGACUUUUUACUGUCAAACGCCUGACAAGAGACAUGCCUUCAUGUUACAUUCUUUCUGUUUCACCAUUUAGAGCUUUUUUUACAGAGAUCUGUAAAGAAAGCUGUCAGGUCAGAUCACUAGAGAUGGGACUCUUCAUUCAAACUGGGAGCCACAACUCAGAAAAACCAGCUGUGUAACCUUUUUUUAUAAAAAGAAAUCCGUAUGUUCAACAGAACAACAGACUAUGAAGUGUUCCUGUAUUCAGCUACAAAACUGUUUGAAGAAAUAUUUUGAAUGGGGACAAUGAGAAGGGCAGAGAGGGAAAUAAUGAACUUCCCUCUGUGAUAGAGAAGGGCAGUUUCAACAAAUGGGGAAAAAAAACCCUCCCUAGCGAAGCGUGAUACAAAGCGCCUGUCAAUUUUUAUCUACACCUGUAAAAACGAUGUAUAAAAUGAAGUCUGCCAGAAUCGUUCGGGUGUUUUCAACUUUUCAUCUCUUUUACCCUUCAUCUUGAAAGUAGUUCCAGGACUGAACUGGCCCUCUCCCGGUGGUCCUGCAAGACGGGUGUCUUUUAGAUUUGCUGGGUGAUUCCCCCUGCAGACAGUGCUCCCUAGGGCAGUCCUUCCAUCGUAAUGGAAACUGGAAAACUCCACAGCCCUCCAGGACCAGCAGCUGGAACUGUACCGCAGCCAUGGACAGGAGCCGCUGUGGUAUUUCCCUUCACCCCUCCACGCUCCCUUUCUUAGUAGUGCCCCCAGUCACUGGUGCUUGAGCAUGGUUAAGUGCAACUGAAGUAGCAAGAGUUCUGUAUACUCCUUUUUCAAUCUACUGAACAUAGCCAGUUAAGACUACUGCUUAUUUCUUUGACAUAUUGAAGACCACAUGGUAUUGGUCUUUAUCUUGAACUAGUUGUUUUUUUAUUUAUGUACUGUAUUAAUUUAUUCAUAGUAGUGUUAGUGAAUUUUGUUACUAAAAAGCUAAAUACAAUGGAGGAAAAAAAAAAAGCAAGCAUGACCAAACUAAGUACAGUACUCCACGUGUAGACACCGGACAUGAAGGACAGGACAGCUGCGUUAGCAAGUGUCACGUGCUCAGCAAGAGGCCUGUUGUCAGCAUCAGUGGGGGGAUUCCUGCUCUGCCGGCUGAGGUGCCAGCCAGCCUGUCGUAAUGAGUAGGCUUCUCUGAUGCGUCACCUGUCCUCCGAGAUCCAUAGCAAACCAUUACGAGACACUGUAGCAAAGCCAACUUCCUGAUGAACUCAGCUGUCCUGUACUAAUCAUAUAAUAGAAGCGAUACCAGCGAAAUGUCAAUCAGAAAUCUUGUUUUAUAAGGUCAAGAUUUGGGUUGCAUUACAACUAAUCAAAAAGCAAUAACUCAAUGACAAUCAUUCAGUAUGGAUUGUGCUCAGUGGCUGAAGCGCUCUGUUUGUGUGCGAAUCCUGGUUCCACUGGCUCUGAAAUGGAAAGGAAGUCAUUACCAAAAUGCUGCUUGAUGUUUUCUUUAAUAAAAUACACAAUAAAGUGACAAUAGCUCAGGGCAGUAA